GUCGUUCUUUUAGCUUGACUGCUUCAAGGUAUAAUGAGGUCGAAGUUUUUGUUGACGGAAAACCAGUGAGAAUUGAACAAGGCAGUGCAGUUAUACAAGCGUGUGAGUUAGCAGGCGUCGCAAUACCUAGAUUUUGCUAUCAUGAGAGAUUAUCUAUCGCUGGUAAUUGUCGAAUGUGUUUGGUAGAACUGGAAAGAUCACCAAAACCCGUGGCCUCUUGCUCGAUGCCAAUAAUGCCAGGAAUGAAAAUCAUGACGGACACUCCAGUCGUGAAAAAAGCGCGUGAGGGUGUGAUGGAAUUCUUACUGGCUAAUCAUCCAUUGGAUUGCCCUAUUUGUGAUCAAGGUGGUGAAUGUGACUUGCAGGAUCAGUCCGUGAGAUAUGGUAGUGAUCGUGGAAGGUUUCAUGAGAUUGUUGGAAAGCGUGCCGUUGAAGAUAAAGAUUUUGGUCCGUUGGUGAAGACUACAAUGACGCGAUGCAUUCAUUGCACUCGUUGCGUGCGAUUUGCUACUGAAGUUGCUGGGGCUCCUGAAUUGGGAUCUUCUGGCCGAGGAAAUGAUAUGCAAAUUAGCAUGUAUAUCGAGAGAACACUUGACUCUGAAAUGUCUGCUAAUAUUAUUGAUUUAUGUCCUGUUGGUGCUUUGACUGCUAAACCGUAUGCAUUCUCUUACCGACCUUGGGAAUUGAAAAGAACAGAAUCUAUUGAUGUUCUUGAUGCUAUUGGAAGUAAUAUUCGCGUCGAUUCCCGUGGUAUAGAGGUGAUGCGUAUCCUGCCAAGAAUCAACGAUGAUAUUAACGAGGAAUGGAUCUCUGAUAAAACAAGAUUUGCCUUUGAUGGACUCAAACGACAACGUCUUACUAUUCCCUUGAUUCGUCAAGGUAAUAAAUUUUCACCGGCAAAUUGGGAACAGGCGUUAACCAAGGUCGCUCAAGAGUUACGAAAUAUCGAAAAUGGCUCAAAAGCCAAAGCUAUCGCGGGCCAAUUAGCAGAUGUUGAAAGUUUGGUAGCGUUAAAAGAUUUAUUUAACCGGCUUGGAUCUGAUAACUUGACUAUUGAUACACCAAAUGGCUCAAAAAUACCUGCACAUGGUGUUGAUUUUCGAUCAAACUAUCUGUUGAACAGUACUAUCGCAAGAGUCGAAGAAGCAGAUGUUCUUUUACUCGUAGGAACUAAUCCUCGUCAUGAAGGACCAAUUCUUAAUACUCGUAUACGAAAGAGUUAUCUCCAUAAUGGAUUAGAUAUUGGUUUGAUUGGUUAUCCGGCCGAUACCACCUAUGAAUAUGAGCACAUAGGCAAAAAUAGCAUAGCAAUAGAACGUUUAUUGGAGGAAAAACAUCCGUUUACUCAACGACUUGCGAAAGCUAAAAGACCGUUGAUUAUCGUUGGUAGUGGUGUGACAGAAAGUCCAGAUGCAGAGUUUGUGUUUUCGGCAGUUGCUAAAUUGACAAACAAAUAUGUAGAUAAAUUUUUCCAAGACGAUUGGCAGGGUUACGGUGUAUUGCAAAGAGGAGCAAGUCAUGCAGCCAUUUACGAUAUCGGAUUUAUUCCCUCUAAACAUUCUGCCAGUACAACCCCAUCUUUCAUAUACUUAUUAAAUGCUGAUGAAGUAUCACCACAAGAUAUUCCAAAUGAUGCAUUUGUCGUGUACCAAGGACACCACGGUGACACGGGAGCUAAUUACGCGGAUGUGAUAUUACCAGGAGCCGCAUACACCGAAAAAAAUGCCACCUAUGUAAAUACUGAAGGUAGACCACAAACAACACGCGCAGCUGUUCCACCGCCUGGUGCUGCACGCGAAGACUGGAAGGUGACAUUAUCCGAAGUGGCUGACAUGACUCUUCCCUACGACGAUAUACACACUCUGCGCGAACGUAUAGACGACAUCGCGCCACACCUAACACGCUACGAUAUUCUAGAACGAAUAACAAAUCCUACGCUCGGACUUUCGUAUCUGUCAAGUCGCGAGGUUAGGGCCCCGUCUGGAUCAAUACUUAGACCGGUGAUACAGGACUUCUAUAUGACUGAUAGUAUUUCGCGAGCGAGUCAAACAAUGGCAAAGUGUUCGGCGGCAUUCACCAAUAAACAAAAUAUAUACAUAAAUACUACAACAUCCACGUCUUCAUCUUCUCCAGUAUAUGCGUAA
Messenger RNA from Ambispora gerdemannii, 2144 nucleotides. The record is from the annotation of a GenBank genome assembly. NCBI's taxonomy places the organism in Eukaryota, Fungi, Glomeromycota, Glomeromycetes, Archaeosporales, Ambisporaceae.